GUGUGCUUCAUUAGAGUUGCAGGUCUGGAUGCUGAAGAACUCAAAGCUGAUCACAGAACAGCCUGUAUGAACCACAAAGCCAAAUAAAUGCAGGCCCUCUCUGGCCACAACCAGUCUUUAUCUGGGUGUCUGCUUGUGUUUUAAUGAAAAAUCACAGUGUGCAGCAAACCAGACUGAGCUAUGGGUCGAGUAGAGAAAGAAGUUCGUCUCGAGUUACUUUCUGCACUCACUGGUGCUACCGUGAAGCCCUACACCGAUUUGCGAGCACGCAAUACUACUGAACUCAAUAUAUAUAAUUUAUUGUCUUCCUUCUUGACUGAUGAAUCUCAUGUGCCGUUACGACUAGCAGGACUAGGAUUUUCCAGCUCGCAUGAGGUGCUGUGUGUGGACAUAGAUGAAUUAUUUGAUCCGAAGUACGAUUAUGAUUUCACACACUGCACUGACAAGUCAGUUUGCUGGCGUGGUGAUGAGCUUUACAAACGCCCGUAUGGAUGGAACCGCAUUGCUCUCAAAGUCCUGGAUAAGUAUCCUGAAGGAAAUACCUGGCUGGGCACGGAUGGAUGGAGAAGUCACUCAGUGGUUGGUGAAUGGCCCGUCUCCUAUCAUGGAACCAGCAUUGAAGGUGCUAGAGGAAUCAUUUCAUCUCAUUACAGAGCAGGUCCCAGACAACUGUAUGGACGAGAAGUCUAUUCCACCUAUGACAUCGACCAGGCUUCCGGUUACAGCAUGGAAUUUACAUCUAAAAAGAAUGGGAAGACAUACAGAGUCCUGAUGCAGAACCGGAUCAAUCCAGACAUGAGGAAAGUGUGUGAAAGACAGGACUACUGGCUCAUUGAGGUUCCUGAUGGCACCUCACCUGCUGAAGAGAAGGAGAUUGUGGAGAAAGCCAUCCGACCAUAUGGAAUUCUGCUGAAAGAGGUGUGAUGAAUGAAGGGGAAAUAUUGUAUGUCUUUUUCUUGUUUAUAUUAUCACUCGUGAGGUUCUUCAAUCUUGAUUCUGUAACUAAUACUGUGAGAAUGUGAUUUUCAGAGAGUGCUACUUAAUAAAACUCUUGCAAGAUGAUGCAUAUGCUGUAGUUAUGUAAACAAUGUAUUCAAAAAAAGUUUCUAAAGAGGUGUUUUUUCAUUUCAAAUGCAUGUUAUAAACCACUCAAACUCUGUGAUUUCAGAUUGAUAAGAACUUUCUAAGGAUCAGAGUCAUAUUACAUGAAAGAGCUGUGCAUAAUAUUGCCUUUGCAAUUCAGAAUCAAUAUCGUAUUAUUAGUGUGUCGGACAGCAGAAAAAAAUGCCUUUUGUCUCCAUUUACAUGAAUAAAAACUCACCCGUGUGACAUUUGGUGAAUACAGUGUGAAGUAUCAACAUCAA
Molecule: messenger RNA, 1364 nt
Organism: Misgurnus anguillicaudatus (oriental weatherfish)
Lineage: Eukaryota; Metazoa; Chordata; Actinopteri; Cypriniformes; Cobitidae
Source: RefSeq, a predicted model, not a curated record